CCAAAAUGUAUAUCUGGGAAGUUCUUAGCCUGAACGUGCAGUCGGCGGUGCAGAUGCCUUCGAUACGUCGUUCGCGCAGACCUACCGCUUUGUUGUAGACUUUUGGGAGGCAGUCGUCGUGGUACAAGAAGCAAAGCUGGGAUGGGAGUGUCUACUACGCCGGGGAAGCCUAGACUGGGCUUACGCGAGGGACGAUCGAGGCCGUCACGUGGGACGCGUCCGGCGCGCGACGAACGCGCUGGAGGAGCGAGCGGCGAAUGGCCUGUUUCGUGUCUCCCAGCCGCCUCCUACACAUGCGAUCCCGUCUUUCUCGGCUACCUCCUCACUGCGUUCCCACUCGCCACAACCACCCCGGCAGUCCACCCAUCGCUCGCCACCCUUCCGAAAGAGUCGCCGAGCUGGCAGAUAUAUCCGGAGACUUUCUAUGACGGUGGCGCAUAUGUCCACUUUCCGCAGGGCGCGGUCCGCUAUUGGCUCACAGGGCCAGAGAAGGGACAACGAGUUGUUCUCAUUCAUGGCCUUUCCGUGCCGUCUAUCAUCUGGAAAGACGUUGCACCUCAAUUGGCCCAAAAUGGGUUCCGCGUACUGCUCUACGAUCUUUACGGCCGCGGCUACUCCGACGCGCCGCAGACAACGUACGAUAAUGGCCUAUACACGACGCAGCUCGCGCUGCUCAUGCAACACGUCGGGUGGGAUAAGGCGCACAUUGCGGGCGUCUCCAUGGGUGGAGGGGUCGCUGCAGCGUUCAGCGCCCAGUUCCCCCACCUCGUGUCUGACAAGGUCGCGCUCGUCGCGCCGACAGGGCUGCUCAACCCGACCGACCUCUCGCGGACAACCCGAUUCCUCUCCUCGCCGCUUAUGCAGCUGUUCACGGCAAGCUGGCCCGUCCGCCUGUACAUCAGGUACCUUGCAAACAGCCACCCAACCGAUGAUCCCAUCGCAGAGCUUGUAAGACUCCAGUCGGCGUACCUCCCUGGGUUCAACGCCGCCGUGGCCUCUUCCCUCCGGGAUGGGCCCGUGCGGAGCCUCGCGCCCGCAUACGCAGCGCUCGGGCGGCGAGCUGACAAAUAUAAAACGCCGAGCGUCCUCCUUGUCUGGGGCACGUCAGACACGGUCGUCCCCUACCGCACGUCGAAGCGCGUGCGGACCCUCGUCCCGAGCGCACAGCUGCUCACGAUCGAAGGUGGUGGGCACGACAUCACGAUCACGCACGCGAAAGAGGUCGGCGCUGCGCUGGUGAGGUUCUUCAAGGGCCAGCCGCUUCCAUGACCCCUCGGUGAAAGAGGACGACGGAGAUGGAUGCCGCAGAGGCAUCAUGAUGGUGAUAUGAUAGGUUAGGUUACGAUCGCGCUUCCCUGUGUCGAUGGACGGUUCGCGCUCUUUUAGUUCUAUUUUAUUGGCUUCGUUUCGUUCGCUUUGUACUCUCGCUCGCCGUUCGGUCCUCUUUGUUCCACGGCGGCUCUCCUGUUACACUCGUCUUCCCCCGUUCCACGACCCUAUCGAGGACCUUUACACACGUACGCACUACUAUACAUUUGUUUGUCGGCACCCCCUCGAGUCACAAAAGUACACUUGAUAGGUUAAUGUUGUUCGCGAUAGAUGUUGUACACCGCUCAUACGUUCAUGUAUCCGCUGUUGUAUGCCAUCUCUCCCGUCUCCUGCGCACCCUGUGAAAUCGCGGAGAGCGACUCGGCAGACUCGUAUCGUGGCGACGUC
Fomitopsis serialis is the source of this 1716-nucleotide messenger RNA. Its product is annotated as alpha/beta-hydrolase. NCBI's taxonomy places the organism in Eukaryota, Fungi, Basidiomycota, Agaricomycetes, Polyporales, Fomitopsidaceae. The transcript has 10 exons. Bases 142 to 1269 code for a protein of 375 amino acids. The record is from RefSeq and is a predicted model, not a curated record.